AAAAUAUAUCAUCAACCAUUAAAUGGAUUUAAAUUAAGUUUUGGUACAGAUAUGCAUGGUUUCCUCACAUUUUCAACCGUUGGAUGAAUUGCUUUGAAAUCUGGUACAAAUAUUCAUGUCCCACUCAGGAUGAAUUGUAACAAUGUUGGUGAUUCUUUAACAUUUCCUCUAACACCAUCUUCAGAUCAAACCUGCAUGAAGUAUUUGUCCAGUACUUAAUGACCAAAUGAUGACAUUGUCAUCAGUCUCAGCUGUGCUUUGUGUUUAGCACUAAUUGGUAAAUUUUGGCAUGUUAACCCACUAAACUAAAACAGCCUCACAUGGCUGUCGACUCUUGUUUAAAUCUCUGAAGUUAUGUGUAUUUUGUUUUUAUAGACAAAAUGAAGAUCGCAGCUUUCAAUGUCAACAAAAUGGGAUGGAAAAAAGUCAACAAGCACUUUGUGCGAAGAAAGCUUAUCAAGAUUGUGUCACGGUACAGCGUGGUGGUGUUGCUGGAGGUCAUGGAUAAACAUUUAUAUGCCCUGAAUAAGUUCCUCAGAGAACUCAACAAAAAGAACAAAGGUAAUCCAUUCUGCAUGCUGUGCAGUGAAUCUCUGGGACGAACAUCCCACAAGGAGAGGUUUGCCUACUUCUACAGAGAGCAUGAGGUCAGGAUUAUCGACUCCUACCAGUAUGAAGAUUAUGAAGAUGUGUUCGCCAGAAAUCCCUUUAUUCUGUGGUUCAACUGUCCAAAAACAGUUGUGAAGGACUUGGUGCUGAUCCCAGUCCACACCCAACCAGAGAAUACGCCGAGAGAGCUGGACGCUCUGGAUGAUGUGGUCGAAGCUGUGAGGCAAAAAUACACUAAUAACAUUAUGAUUUUGGGGGAUUUUAAUGCAGAUAAGCCUUACCUCUCCAAGAGGAAGAAGAAAAAGUUACGCAUCUGCCACUCUCCGUACCAUUGGCUGAUAAAAGAUGGUGUCAAAACCACAACCAGUGAAAAAACUGACCACACCUAUGACAGGAUUGUGGUGUUUGGUGAUCACAUGUAUGAUGCGGUUGUGCCCAACUCAGCCAAGCCUUUCAACUUCCAGGAAGCCUAUGGCCUUUCUAGUCAUAGAACUCAAGCCAUCAGUGACCAUUACCCUGUGGAGGUGGAGCUGAAGGAGGAGGUGAAAGAGGAUCAAGAAGAGGAAGAGCUGGAGGAGGAAGAG
Molecule: messenger RNA, 1193 nt
Organism: Micropterus dolomieu (smallmouth bass)
Lineage: Eukaryota; Metazoa; Chordata; Actinopteri; Centrarchiformes; Centrarchidae
Product: deoxyribonuclease-1-like
Exons: 8
Biological process (GO): DNA catabolic process
Cellular component (GO): nucleus
Molecular function (GO): DNA nuclease activity
Source: RefSeq, a predicted model, not a curated record